This is a messenger RNA of Momordica charantia (bitter melon), 5120 nucleotides long. The record is from RefSeq and is a predicted model, not a curated record. Lineage: Eukaryota; Viridiplantae; Streptophyta; Magnoliopsida; Cucurbitales; Cucurbitaceae.
GUUGACUCCGUUGACUAGAUAAGACAUCUCUCUCGAGAAGCAGCUCGAGGUAGUCUCGUAUGGCUUCCACAGCCAGCUCUUCUCCUUUCUCUCUCUCCCUUCCUCCUCUCGAGCGAAACUACGACGUUUUUCUCAGCCACAGAGUCGAAGACACCGGCAGUGGUUUCGCCGCCGAUCUCCACGAUGCUCUAACGGCUCAAGGAAUCGUCGUUUUUAAAGACGACGGAGCGAAACCCGUGACCGAGACGCUGAGGGCGGUCGAGGAAUCGAGGGCUWCGAUCGUGGUUUUCUCAAAGAAGUACGCAGAUUGGAUUCGAAUGAAGGAGAUGGCGAAGAUUGUAAYGUGUAAGGAGAGGAUGAAUCAGUUGGUUCUUCCUGUUUUCUAUCAGAUUGAUCCAGCCAACGUGAGCAAGCAGAUGGGGAACUUUGAGAAGCCGUUUAGUGAACAUGAAGAGAAUGAUAUUGAAGAAAUUCAAACAUGGAGGGAUUCUAUGAACCAAGUUGGCCACCUCUCUGGAUGGCAUCUCAAAGAGUCGCAGUCUGAAGAGGAGGUUAUCAAAGAAAUUGUGAAGCAUAUUUUCAACAAAUUACGUCCUGAUUUGUUUCGAUACGAUGAUAAACUGGUUGGAAUUAGCUCAAGAUUACACCAAGUAAACAUGCUUUUGGGCAUAGGAUUGGAUKAUGUGCGAUUUGUUGGAAUUUGGGGUAUGGGUGGAAUUGGCAAACAAACCAUGGCAAGAAUUAUUUACAAAAAUGUGUCCCAUUUAUUUGAAGGAUGUUACUUUUUGGACAAUGUCAAGGAAGCUUUCAAAGAUGAAGGCUUGAAUUCAUUGCAAGAGAAACUUCUAUCAGGGGCUCUAAUGAAAAGAAACAUUGAGAUUCAAGAUGGUGAUGGAGCUACAUUGAUUAAGAGAAGAAUAAGUAAUAUUAAGGCUCUGAUUGUUCUUGAUGAUGUCAAUCACUUGAGCCAACUUCAAAAGUUGGCGGGAGGUUGUGAUUGGUUCGGUCCGGGAAGUCGAGUCAUCGUCACGACGAGAGACGAACAUCUUCUCGUUUCCCAUGGCAUUGAGAGAAGAUACAAGGUCGAGGGGCUAAACCUUGGAGAGGCUCUACGGCUUUUUUCCCAUAGAGCUUUUAAAUCAGACUACCCAAACAAAGUCUAUUUCGACGUCGCUAUCCAAGUUGGCAACGAGGUGCUUGGAUCUUCUCUACGUGAUAAACCAAUGGAGACAUGGGAGAAUGCAGUAGAGAAGUUGAAAGAAGUUCGUGACAAGAAAAUCUUUGAAAAGUUGAGGAUUAGUUAUGAUUUGUUGGAGAGGUCGGAGCAGGAAAUUUUUCUAGACAUUGCAUGUUUUUUUAAAAGGAAAAGUAAAAGCCAAGCAAUAGAAGUCCUUCAAAGCUUUGGAUUUCAUGCUGUUCUUGGAAUAGAAAUAUUGGAGGAAAAAUCUCUCAUUACUACUCCUCAUGACAAGAUACAAAUGCAUGAUUUGAUCCAAGAAAUGGGUCAAGAAGUUGUUCGUAGAUUGUUUCCCGACAACCCUGAGAAACGAAGUAGGUUGUGGCUUCGCAAGGAUAUAAAUCUUGCUCUAAGUCGCAAUCAGGUAGGAACAGAAGCCAUUGAGGGCAUAAUGAUGGAUUCAAGUGAGAAGGGAGAGUCACAGUUGAAUGCCAAGUCCUUUGCAGCAAUGACCAAUCUCAGAGUGUUGAAAGUUAACAAUGUUUACCUUUCUGGAGAUCUUGAAUAUCUCUCUGAUCAGUUGCGGUUUCUCAAUUGGCAUGGCCCUUUGAAAUAUUUUCCACCAAAUUUCAACCCCAAAAGACUAUUAGAACUUGAGCUGCCCAACAGCUGCAUUGAGCAUCUCUGGAAGGGUUCAAAGAGUUUGGAUAAAUUGAAAACAAUAAAUCUAAGUGACUCCCAAUUCAUUUCCAAGACACCUGAUUUCACCGGUGUUCCAAAUCUAGAAAGAUUGAUUUUGAGUGGCUGUGUGGGACUCUCCAAGCUUCACCAAUCUCUAGGGACUUUAAAGUAUCUUAUUCAAUUGGAUCUCAAGAACUGCAAAUCUCUAAGAGGUAUCCCUUUCAAUAUCAGCUUGGAAUCACUUGUUAUUUUAUCUCUUUCAGGCUGUUCAAGGCUCAAGAAUUUCCCAAAGAUUAUGGGAAACAUGAAACAUUUGUCAGAGMUUCAUUUAGAUAAAACUUCCAUACAAGAGUUGCAUCCAUCAAUAGGAAAUUUACCAAAACUUGAGCUGUUAAAUCUCAAAAAUUGCACAAAUCUUCUCAAACUUCCAAGCACUAUUGGGCUUUUGACAUUUCUGAAAACCCUCRACUUAAAUGGCUGCUCAAAACUCGACAGAAUUCCAGAGAGUUUGGGAAACAUUUCUUGUCUAGAGAAGCUUGAUGUAACCAAUACUCUUGUACAUCAAGCUCCAUUGUCCCUCCAACUUCUGACAAAUCUCGAAAUACUAAAUUGUCAAGGUUUGUCUCGUAAAUKUGUCCACUCAUUGUUCCCAUGUUGGAAUUUUUCAUGGAACUCCUCGAACUCUCAAGGCUUGAAGUGGACAUACUGCUUUUCUAGCUUUGGCUCAAUGAGGAAUCUGAAUUUAAGUGAUUGUAAUUUGUUGGAUGGGGACAUACCAAACAAUCUUGAGAGCUUGCCUUCAGUUCAAAUUCUUGAUCUAAGUGGCAAUAGUUUUACUUGUCUUCCUGAAAGCCUUUGCCAACUUGUGAAUCUUAGAACUCUUGUUUUGGUAAAUUGCACAAGGCUUCAAAUUUUGCCUAAACUUCCACUCAGUGUGCGCAAUGUGGAAGCAAGGGAUUGUGUUUCACUUAAAGAAUAUURCAAUCAGGAGAAGCAGAUGCCUUCAAGUUCAACAGGUAUUACUGUUAUAAGUUGCCCGAUAACAAAUGAACUUCAGAAUUUCAAGAUUGAUAGGAUCGACCUGUCGAGUAUCCACCUUCGGACGAUGUUUCAAAGAUACAUCGAGGCUCUUACAUGGCAACAAGAAGAAUACUUCUUUUCCAUUCCUUACACUCAACUCAUUUCAUGCUUCGACCACAAAAAGCUUGGAUCCUCAAUCACAGUCCAUUGUGCUCAAGACACACCAGAAUCUGAAGAUAAUACGAGAAUUGGGAUUGCUUUAUCUGCUUUCUUUGAGUUACAAAACCCUCAAUCAUCUUGCAGUUGCAACUUCCUCAUCCAAUUGGAAACAGACGAUUGUCCUUUUAAAUCUCCUCUAGUAUUUGACAUGAACGAGGACAAAUUGAGGCCUCCACAAGGGCUUCUGGUGUUCUAUAUACCAUUCAGAAAGAUCAGUUAUUGGUUGAGCCAAUCUUGCUGUGUAGAUGUCUCCAUAAUGGCUAUGAAUCCAGUGGUGAAAGUGAAGGCAUGUGGGGUUUCUUUACUGUUCCAGAAAAAUGGUGGGCUGUUCAUUGGAAAGAUUAUGAAGGGUCUUUUUGGGUCUCCUGAUUUUGUCCAUAAGUUCAUGGUUGAUCAUAUAUUGAAUGGUCAAAAGCAUGUGGAAGUCUCUAGCUUGUUGGAAGGAGGGACAAAUGCCAGAAGCUAUUGGCUAAAUGCCUUGCAUAGGACGGUCGGAUCAUUACCAAAGCUUCAACCAAGUAGACAACCUAAUGCUACACAAGGCUGUUCCUCUACUCCUAACGCAUCAAAUGGACGCCAAGUGCAUGAAAAUGAUUCAACAAUCAUGUUGAAGAAAAGCCUCAAAUCGGUGCUAUGUAGAACUUUUGAGGAUUUGAAGCUUAAUGGUGAAUACUACAUUUUUCCUCGAGGAGAGAUUUCUAAAGAGUGGUUUACCCUUCAAGCUUCCUCCAAAUUUGCACAAAACCAAGAGAUGGAUGGGCUUGGCUCUCUUCGCGAUAUUCGCCAUCGACAAGAAGUCAAAAAUUUCACAAUCUUUCUCGUAUCAAGUAGAAUCCGAUGAAUAUCAUUUAGGGCGCCCGUCGAUCAUUCGCUUGCAUGAUGGAGCAUUCAACGACUCCCAUCAACUAUGGGUGUGUUAUGAGCCUCGUGCCGUGUAUCCUUAUCGGUUAAACAAAUGGAGGCAUCUUCGUGUUUCGUUUCUACCGCAUUGCUCGAACACGAAAGUAGUGUUAUGUGGUGCACGUCUACUCUACAAGCAAGAUUUGGAUGGCUUUAUCAAAACUAUCAUUGAUAGUAUACUUGGUUGCUCUCGUAACCUCUAUGAGUUUUAUAAUAGAGUGUUUUUGAAAGGUAUGUUGAGUUUGAUAAGAUCGCAAAGAUACGAUCCGAAUCAGGAGGAGGAAGAAGAGGAAGACGACUACUUGAUGGAAUCGAAGGCGAAACUAGAAACUACUGGACCAAAUUAUGCUUCCACAUCUAGUAAUUCUUGUGUAGCUACAACAAGGAGCCUAAAUGCUAACAAUGAUCACUAUGUCGAGCUAAAGAAAAGUCUUCAACUUUUCUUCCAAAGGAGUUUACAGAACCGAUACGAGACAACAUUUGAUUUUGUCAUCCCUGGACGUGACAUUCCACAACUGUUUACCCGCCAGCCAGAGAGAAACAGAGCAACCAUUCAACUGCCUCCAACGUUGUAUACAAACAACAAUUGGAUUGGGUUUGUUGUUUGCACACUUUUGAACAUCAACAAGAAUCCAACAGCAAUCUUCAACAAUCUUGGUUCAAUGGUACCCCAUGACCUGAUGUGCCAGUUUACAAUUGAGCAAGGUCUUCUAAAGCCACUUCACAUCCACACUACAAUGGAGAACAAAUGGUUAUGGUUGGACCAAAGGCAAUUUGUUUGGUUGUACUAUACGCCACGAAGAACGUUCGGUAACGUCUUACGCCAUUGCUCUUACAUUCAUGCCAUCGUCGAAACUGAUAGUCCUGAGUUGGCGGUUCGCAGUUGUGGAAUUUAUCUAGUGCAUAAUCAAGAUCGGGAGAACGUUGAUCAAAUAUUGAUGGAAUCUAUAUCCAUAAAGAGGCAUUUAGAUGACUAGAUACAUAGACUAACUUUGUUGUACAAUUUCAAUUGAAGGGCAAACAAAAUUUUGAGGUAUAAACUUUGUUGGCAUCAAGAUGACUAGAUACAUAGACUAACUUUGUUGUACAAUUUCAAUUGAAGGGCAAACAAAAUUUUGAGGUA